Molecule: messenger RNA, 306 nt
Organism: Puccinia triticina
Lineage: Eukaryota; Fungi; Basidiomycota; Pucciniomycetes; Pucciniales; Pucciniaceae
Exons: 2
Coding region: 1-306 (101 amino acids)
Source: RefSeq, a predicted model, not a curated record
AUGAUCAAAGACCAACAAGAAGCUCGAGCCAAGAAGAAAAUGGAAAAGGUGAUGAAAAGCGGCUUGGCAGGAAUGAUGAAUGCGCCAGGUUCAUCUCAUUCAGACCAGGCAGACGAGAAGGGCGCGGUACCAGCUAUCUAUCUGCCGAAGUUUGAUCAGCUACUCGACCAAGAAUUGAUAGAUGAAACAGCAAUUGAGAACGUAUUAACGAGUGCACAGAUCGAGCAACUUGAAAAGGAAUCGUCUGAGGCCUUGAAGGUGACCGAAAACACCUUAAAGUCGAUCAAACAAACCGAAUCAUCUUGA